Messenger RNA from Monopterus albus (swamp eel), 2242 nucleotides. RefSeq names its product MUS81 structure-specific endonuclease subunit (gene mus81). Gene Ontology annotation, cellular component: nucleus; Holliday junction resolvase complex. Gene Ontology annotation, biological process: DNA catabolic process; mitotic intra-S DNA damage checkpoint signaling; resolution of meiotic recombination intermediates. Gene Ontology annotation, molecular function: 3'-flap endonuclease activity; crossover junction DNA endonuclease activity; DNA binding. The transcript has 17 exons. The coding region runs from base 251 to 2107 and encodes 618 amino acids. NCBI's taxonomy places the organism in Eukaryota, Metazoa, Chordata, Actinopteri, Synbranchiformes, Synbranchidae. The record is from RefSeq and is a predicted model, not a curated record.
AGAAGAAACUUUAUUGGAACCAUCGUUCAAACAUUGCAUCUCGUGCCAGCGGAAAUAACAUCAUAUUGCUCAUCUCAUUGCCUGUUAUAUUUUAAUUAUUAGUUUUGCAGCCAGAUGUUCAUAUGCUCCAUAUACCUCGCCACCUUCUCUUGAUCACGUGACUAUGUGAACAAGGAAGUGUUCCGUGUCUUUGAAUACAAGGCGCCAGUGGCUCCUCUAAAUACACGAGUUAAAGAUCACAUCCUGAAUUAUGUCAACUUCGGAGCCGGUUCUUUUGGGUCGGAAACGUGCCCUGCCGUCCUGCCCGAACCCGCUGUUCUUAAAGUGGCUCACCGAGCUCCGUGACGAGGCGAAAGAGAAGAGACAAAAGACCCAGUACACCUAUCAGAAGGCCAUCAGCUCUUUGAAUAAAUAUCCAUUACCACUACAAAACGCCAAAGAAGCAAAGAUCCUCCAGAACUUUGGAGACGGCAUCUGUAAAAUACUGGAUGAAAAACUUCAACAAUACUAUAGAGAGAAUGAUCCAGGAUCAGAAGCUCCUAUUCACAAUCUCCCUAAAGGAGCGCCCCCUCCUGGCAGACCAGACAACAGCGUGGCUCCUUCCAGAAAGAAGAAUGCUGCAGGGGAUCAAGGGAAGGACAGAGGAGGAGGAGGACGAGGAGGGAGGAAGAAGAGGGAGUACAUGCCUCAGAGGAGAUCUGGGGGUUAUGCUGUCCUGCUCACCCUUUACAGACAGUCACAGAUCCCGGGUAGUAAAGGUUAUAUGUUUAAACUAGAGCUACAAGCUGAAGCCCAGCUCCUCUGUGAUAAAUCUUUCACCGUGCCAGAUCUGGGCAGUAAAUACACCGCCUGGUCUUCCGUCAGUACUCUGGUUCAGAAGAGCCUGGUGAUGAAGACCCACAACCCUGCAAGGUAUUCUCUGACAGAAGAAGGUCUGGCUUUGGCAGAGCGACUGGAGUCAGUAGAACGAGAGAGAAAAGAUGGCCCUGAGCAGGGCCGAGAGAGGCUUAGGGGUGAAGGAGAGGAGGGAAGUGGCCCUGAAGUUGUGGACCUCACUGGUAGUGAUGAAGAAGAGAAGGAAAAGGUCAAUGAACACCCUACAGAGAUGCUGGCCUCUGUUGCCCAGCCAGCGAGCAAAGGGGAUCGGGUGUUUUGUUCAGGAAAAGCCCAGGAACCACAGGCUGUGAGCAGAAAGCCAAAUGGAGAAUGUCUGCCACCUGGAUCCUAUGACAUUGUACUGUGUGUGGACUUUAUUGAGACUACUGGCGGCACCGGUCACCGUAAGCAGGAGCUAGUCAAAGAGCUUCGGAGAAAUGGAGUGAACUUCGACAUUAGGAAGCUAAACGUCGGAGACUUCCUGUGGGUGGCUCGGGAGAAGGUGGCGCCUGUUCCAGGUCAGUUGCGAGGCCCUGUAAGCAGGGAGCUCGUUCUUGACUACAUUAUCGAGAGGAAGAGGAUGGAUGACCUGUGUGGUAGCAUCAUUGACGGACGCUUCAGGGAACAGAAGUUCCGACUCAAGAGAUGCGGUCUUCGUAGGCCAGUCUAUCUGGUAGAGGAAUGUGGGGCUGCUGCCUCACACCUGAGUUUACCUGAGGCUACACUGCAGCAGGCCAUAGUCAACACACAGGUAGUUGACCGCUUUUUUGUGAAGAGAGUUCAAGAUGUGAGGGAGUCGGCAGCCUACCUCACCGUCAUGACACGACAUCUGACUAAACUGUACCAGAAUCGUACGCUGAUCUGCCGCUCCAGAGAGCUGGAGGGUGAUGGGGGGAGUGAUGAGGAGGAGAGAGGGGUCCCAUCCUGCUCUCUCAUUUCUUUUGCCGAGUUCAACCUUGAUGCAGUCAAAAACAAGUGUCAGACAGUGAGAGACGUGUUUGCCAGACAGUUGAUGCAGAUUAGUGGGUUGUCUGGAGACAAGGCUGCAGCUAUACUGGAGAACUACAGCACUCCACACAGUCUUCUCACUGCCUAUGAACAGUGUGCAAAUGAAGCAGAGAGGGAGAAACUCCUCUCUUCCAUACGAUACGGGAAGCUGAAAAGAAACUUGGGUCCAGCUCUGAGCAGAACACUGUAUCAGCUGUACUGUACACAAGGAGCACUGACAUAGAUGUGCACAGUCACAGAUGAACAUUAUUUAUAUUACUCAUUUUCUCUGUCAAUGUAAAGAUGCCCUUCCUACUGAAAACUCAAGACUAAUACUGUACAUAUCCUGAUUGGAGCAAUAAAGUAUAUUUUGACUAGU